UGCAUGUCCGGUCCCUGUCAUACCCACCAGCUUCAAAUAUCUCGUUGACGGCCGUCUCGAUUCCGUGAUUUUGAACACCUUCCUAAUCAUCUCCUAUAAUCUACUUUCAAGUCGACCUCUGGAAACGGACAAAAUAGCAUAAAUUACAAAACGCGAUUACACAACCAAGCCAGAAAAGAAAAACCACCCAGCAUAGUAAACAUAUACUCAGCCAACCAUGGGUCUCUUUGAUACCAGCGACUCCUGGGAGGUUUGGACUGAGAUUUCGGGCGUCCAGCGUGACCAAGCCCUCGAGCUCGUCCACGACCAUGAUUACUUUCUGCACACUGCGGACCCUCAGUUCGUCUCGUACGAGUCCGAGACGAUCACCGCCAAGGACGGCCUGACGCGGCUGCCGGCCGACAUGCACUCCGACGCUACGGGCCCUACCCAGUGCUACGCGGUAACGGACAACAUUCCAGGCCCCAUCGCCAAGCUUAUCCCCGGCAAGUCCACCGCUGUCAACCACUACCAGCUCACCAACACCACCCAGGGCAUGUUCAUCAACUUCAAGGGUGCCAUGGGUCUGGUCUCGGACCGCAAGAUGACGAUCCGUGACGCCGGAAACGGCAACAUCAGGAUUGUGCAGGAGGUCGGCCUCAAGUGCAAGAAGAUGAUGCUGGGCGUUCUCAGGGGCCAGUACGAGCAGCACUGGAGGAGAAUCCACGAGGAGUACGCCAAGAAGAUGGGCGGUGACAUCGUCGGCCACUCGGAUGGUCUGACUUCUGCUUGAUUAUGAUAUCCAUUCCCGCCCUGUCGUGCUGGGUUGUUAAUUCUUUUCAUGCUGAUUUGGCUUGAUAUCGUCCCUUUUAUGGUACCUAGAUUCUAGAAGAUGAAAAAUAUUGUGCAUAUAUUGCAGUCAG
This is a messenger RNA of Pyricularia oryzae 70-15, 902 nucleotides long. RefSeq lists its product as uncharacterized. The record is from RefSeq and is a predicted model, not a curated record. Bases 218 to 772 code for a protein of 184 amino acids. The transcript is spliced from 2 exons. NCBI's taxonomy places the organism in Eukaryota, Fungi, Ascomycota, Sordariomycetes, Magnaporthales, Pyriculariaceae.